Patiria miniata (bat star) is the source of this 2910-nucleotide messenger RNA. RefSeq names its product monocarboxylate transporter 12-like. The transcript has 4 exons. Lineage: Eukaryota; Metazoa; Echinodermata; Asteroidea; Valvatida; Asterinidae. Gene Ontology annotation, molecular function: monocarboxylic acid transmembrane transporter activity. Gene Ontology annotation, biological process: monocarboxylic acid transport; transmembrane transport. The record is from RefSeq and is a predicted model, not a curated record. The coding region runs from base 70 to 1425 and encodes 451 amino acids.
CUCCAUUCAUAUAAGCUGUUAUGAGUUGUUCACGACAUAUCGCGCCAUUUACGUGCUCCACUGUUCACCAUGGGCAAGGCUGAAGUCGGUGGUUCGAGCCGCCAGGGCUGGUGUGCGGUUUUCUGCUUGUUCGUGAGCUGGUUGCUUUGGUCAGUAAUACUCAAAAGUCUUGGUGUGAUGCUGCCUACAUUGCAGGAACAGUUCGCCGCCCAGACCUGGCUGAUCGGCUGGAUGAUAUCGAUCAUUAAUGGCGUUAUUUAUGUCUCAGGUCUCUUUGCUAAACCACUGGAGGUCAUGUUUGGUGCCCGCACUGUAGUGACGGUCGGUGGUUUCUUGGUGGGGAUAUCCAUGAUCAUCGCUUCUUUUUCCACUAGUGUUGUAAUGCUGACACUGACGUUGGCACUGCUAGCAGGACCUUCUAUGAGUGUCGUCAAUAUUCUGUCAAGGAGCUUGAUGGGCCGUCAUUUUACGACACACUAUGCCACAGCAAAUGGAAUUGGAACAUCGGGGGCCUCUGUUGGCUUGAUCAUCGUGGCGCCAUUUACCCAGCUUCUGCUGAAUACCUAUGGCUGGAGAGGUACUUUCCUCAUUCUGGGUGGAUUUAGCCUGCAUCUUGGGGUGUGUGGCGCCCUCUUGCAGUCACCACCGACUGAUGAAACAAAGAAGAAUGGUGAGUACCAGUCACUUGGCCCAGACAUCGAUGAAGCACCAGUGGUUAGCUCACCAAGUGCCGAGGAGACUGGCAAUUCGAAGUUGUCAUCCCGACUUAUCACCUUUAAGGACGCCAUCUGCGCUCAGAUGUCUCAUUUUGGAUUCUCGGUUUGUCUCCGGGUCCCAUUUUGGAUCACAACGGUCAUAUUCUGUUGCAGCAACUUCUGCGGUGCCCAGUGGUACAUCUACUACAUUUCCCAAGCCGAAGCCAAAGGUUUCUCACCGUACGACGCUGUGACAUUCACCACGGCUGCAGGGGUCGGAAAUUUACUUAUCAAGAUCCUGUCUGGCCCUAUCGUGGACCGAGGUCUGCUGAAAUUGCGACCAGCGAUUGUGCUGACUAUUAUGCUGAGCUCCUCGGCUCUACUGAUAACUCCCUUGGUAAAUUCCUACUGGCUGAUGAUGGCCAAUGCCUCCAUCUUUUAUGGCGCUUUUGGAGCAGUUGUCUCACUGAAUGAUCUGUACACCAGAGAGCUACUUGGUACUGAUCUUUUGGCAUGUGCUUUCGCGUGGAUGGAGCUAGUGACGGCCGUGUUAUGUUUCAGUCUUGGAUUCUUUCCAGGCUGGUUAUACGACCAGAGUGGCAGUUACGAUUUGUCCUUUGUCAUCUUGGGAUGUAUAUCGUAUCUAUCGUUGGCGGCGCUGAUGGUGGAAUGGUUCUUGGCUAGAUGGUCAGAUGGCAAAAGUAGGAGAAAUACCGAACGAGAACCGUAGUUCGACUAUCUUCGCUCCAGCCCACGCUAGACGAUCGUAGUUUAAUAACGGUCGAGUCAGUUGAAACAGCCUACGGAGGUUGAUCGCCGGAUGUCUCUUCGUGAAAACGCAAAAUGCAAUUAUCGAGAUAUGUGCCCCUUGUAUCAUUAAUGUAAUUGGGAAAUUAAUGAUGUUUUGGCUUACAGAAGCAUGUCAAAAUGGUUAAGUACAAUGUUUUAAAGCAAAAUAGAGAAAAAAAUUAAGUGACGUAUGUGUCUCUUUGUUAAAACGUUCACGAAUAUGGAUGAAUAAUCAUUUGGCAGUUAAACUCAAUUGCCACUGCAUUAUUUACAAGUAAUUUUGUAACGUUUUCUCAUAUUUUUUGCAAUAUAAUUAUGUACGAAAAAUUUGUCAAUGUAGGCCUAAUGUCAUUUUACAAAUAAUUUUCUUUGCAACAGCAUUAUUUACAAAUAAGUUGUCAACAUUAUGUCUUUAUUCACAACAUUUCUUUUUGUAAGAGCAUUAUUUUUGUAAUAGUUUUUGACAAAGUAUAAUUCUUUAUAUGUAAUUUGCAUGCAUGUUAUCCUUGUUUGCCAAGUCAUUACUUAUUUAAAAUGCUAACAAAGACAUUUUGAUUCAUAUAUAAUCAAUGUUUACAUUUUCUUACUAAUUUUAACACCGCAUUGUACAUGGAGGUUUGAAUAUUGCAUCCAGGAUUGACUGAUUGAUUCUGGUUAACUAAAAAAAAAAGAAGAAUUUCCCAGUAAACUGCAACAUACUUCCUGCAAUAUUAAAAGUGACCACAAUGCUAUUUCACUAAGUAAUAACCUCCCAGAAUAACCCCAGAGGUCCUGGGUUAUAGAAAUUCAGUGCUGAGCUGGUGACCAAUCCUCGGUAUAAAAACAUGUUUCAGAGCAUCAUUAAGCAGUGUGAGACAGAUGAACAAGUAUACUCUCAGACAAAGAAAAUCACUCGGGAAAUGUUCAAAGUAGAAGGUAAGGAAACAUUUUCUUUCAAGGACCAUGGCAAGUGAAAAAAGUACCAGCACUGACAAACUGAGCAAAGAGCUGCUUGUCUUGCAUGGUAGAUGGGACAACUCCCAUAACAAAAACUGAACCUUAAAAUCAGCAAAACAAAACCAGGCUGAGCUAGAACGAAUAGUUGCCUACAAAACAAAAGGUGUCAUCAAUCGCUCCAGAGUGAAAUGGUCCGAAACCUGGUGAAAAAAACCCAAUAAAUAUUUCAUGGGCCAUGAAAAAAUUAGGGCUAUUAAAAAGCUGAUGGUUUUCCUUAAAGCAACAGAUGGUAAAAUUGUUAACGAUCAUACCUCCAUUAUGAAAAAAAAUGUUCACUAUUAUACGGAGCUUUAUUCAUCAAAAACAUUCCUGAUAAAAAAAAAAUCAGUAUUUAAAUGACAUAACGAGUGAUCAAUAAGUCAAUGAAUCGAUGUGAAGGCUUACUGACAAUAAAAGAAUGUGAAGAUGCGCUAUUCGCUAUGAAAAAUAA